AUGACUCACUUGCCCCUUUUUCCUGCCUUCCUGACGUCCCCCCUCCUCUGGCCUGCUCAAUUCCCUUUCUUGCUUCUCUGGCGCGUUCCAUGCUAUUUGCCAGACCGCUGCCCACACCCCUGCUUCUCUGCUGAUCCUGCCUUGCUUCCCAUCGCCUUUCCUCCCCACCCAUCUUUCCUCGCCGAUCUGGUGUCGGGGAUCGUAGAUCUCUCCUUCCUUCCUGCCCGCGUCGAUAGUCCCGCUGGCGCCCCUCCUCUUCCCAUCUCCCUCCCUGUCUUCGCUGCAGAUCACAUUCUGGCGAGCGCGGCCCUCCUCCAUGCCUCUCGUUGCCCUGCGGACGCGGAUCCAGCGAGCGAUAUCCGCUGCCCCAGCUCAUACCCCGUUCUUGGUACCGAUCAGACGAGCUCGACUCGCCUCCCCUCCUCCCCUCAUGAAGUUUGCGCAGAUCUGGCGAGCGUGGCCCGCUUCCAUGCCUUCCUUCGUGUUGCUGAUACGGAUCUGGUGAGCGCACCCCGCCUCUCCGCCUCUCGCUAUGCUGCCGAUACGAAUCUGGCGAACGCGACUCGCCUCCACGCCUUCCCUCACGGCGCUGGCGCAGAUCUGGCGAGCGUGGCCCGCUUCCCCGCGCCCCGUGAUGCGGCUGAUACGAAUUUGGCGAGCGCGACCCGCCUCCCCACCUCCCGCUGCGAUAUCUCUACGGAUCCGGCGAGCGCGACCCGCUUCCCCGCUUCCCGCCCCGAUGCUGACGUGGAUUCGGCGAGCGCGAUCCGCCUCCCCGUCUUCCGUCACGAUGUUGACGCGGAUCAGGCGAACGCGAUUCGCUUCCCCGCCUUCCGUCACGAUGCUGACGUGGAUCCGGCGAGCGCGACCCGUUUCCCCGCCUUCCGUCACGAUGCUGACGCGGAUCAGGCGAACGCGAUCCGCCUCCUCGCCUCUCGUCACGAUGCGGGUGCAGAUCUGGCGCGCGCGGACCGCUUCCCCGCUUUUCGUCAUGCUGCUGACGCGGAUCUGGCGAGUGCGGCGCGUCGCAGCCCUGCUCCCCGCCAUACGCCUGCUGCCCAGAAACGUGCGCCUCCCUUCGCGCGCUUCGUGCGCCACCAGUUCCCCCCGUCUCCCCUUCGCCUGCCUUUCCGCCUUGCCUGGCGCAGGGUCUGCCUCCGUUGCUUCCGCGGGCAUGUCGCCCUGCCCGCCUCCGUCCUCCUUCCGGACUUCGUCGCCGGCCUCUGCCACGUCAUCGCGCUCAGACUCCUGCGAGGUAUCCGUCGCGUCGUCCUCUCCUUCUCCGCUGGCGUUGAGGUCUCCCUCUCGGCCCGAAAACAGUCCCUCCAAGCCUCGCCCGCAACUUCGAUCUUCGCGACGACGAUAGCUUGCUUCCGGCGAGCGGUACGCUCCCGUCUAUUGGCGAUACCCAAGAUCGCCACCUGCUCCGUGGCGCGGAUCCGUCCGCCACGGAUCACUCCCCGCCAUGACCGAUCCCGAACCGCCUGCUCCUUCUCGAGCAGAUCCGCCCUCUCGGCGUUCGGGCCAGAGAGGCACCUGAUCCGCACGAAAGGCAGGCCUCCGCGGCGACCACUCCACUGA
Molecule: messenger RNA, 1581 nt
Organism: Closterium sp. NIES-65
Lineage: Eukaryota; Viridiplantae; Streptophyta; Zygnematophyceae; Desmidiales; Closteriaceae
Source: the annotation of a GenBank genome assembly